AUGACCGCCAAUCUCCCAUCAACCCCGAUGCUACCCGAUGAGCAAAAAUUGGCCGUCGACGGAUCCAACUGGGCGUCCUGGAAAGAAGCGGCCAUCAGCAUGGCCCGUGGCCGCGGAAUGACUGGGUAUAUGUACGGCACCGUUGUUGAUCCCUCCGGAGGAUACGUAGCCAACGCCACUGGGACCCCCCUCAAUUCGGAUAACCCAUCCCCGGACGAAUUCUUCAUACGCGACGGAUGGGUGGCAGCAAUGUUGUUUCAAAACAUGAAGGAUCCCCGAUCGCACGACAUCACCGGUUCGGACACCGCCUAUCGAAUGUGGACAGUCCUCAUGGCGAAAUUCAAUCGAAGCACCGACCUACUGAUCGGGAUGAAAGUGGAACGGCUCCGAGAACUUUCACUGAAGGACGCUCGGGUGCUCCCUGGGCAUAUCGAUGAACUCGUGAAGCGCCGCGCUGACGUCCACGAAGUCGGAGGAUCAAUCGACGAUCCGUUGAUGUGCACGAUUAUUCUGAACUCGCUACCGAAGGAGGAAUUUGGGACGGCGUUGAUCGCGUUGCAGAUGUACAAAGUGGUCGCAGCACUGAUCCAGCAUCUAAGGGAGUGGUGGGACCUCGUAUGGAAGAAACGGGUGGAAGAGGAACCUGGAUCGGCACCCGCAAAUGUGAUGUCUGUGAACAUUUCAUCAGCAUGCACCAAUUGCGGCGUCAACGGACACAAUCAAACCGGAUGUUGGGCUCGCGGAGGGGGAAAGGAAGGACAAGCACCUGGUUGGUGGAAAGCACCACGAGGAAUGGAACCGAAUCCGAGCUUGGUAGCAAGCCAUCAGCAAGCGCGCAUCGCCCGGCGGGCACAAGCAAACCAAGGACCCCCAUCCAUACCCAAUAACCACCACCCCGUCACUCCCACGGCCGCGUUUACAACACCCAUGCACACAUACGUACUCGCGGCAGAAACCGAUGGCUACGGUAAGCCGAGACGCUCAGGAGGUGGUGGUCGCGUAUCUGACGGCCCCUUCAGAAUCGGACGUGGAGAACCAGAUCCUGCCGUUCUGAGAGGGUCAGUAGAGCGUCCAUCCCUACCUGUAGUGUACGCAAUAGAAUCAGCCACUCCCCGCUCAAAUGCAAUCCCCACGUACCUCGACUCCGGCGCUUCGGAACACUGCGUAGUGAACAGAUCAAGAUUUGUCACAUAUGAGCCAACGCCGGGAAUGGAAGGGAACACUGCCAUCAAGUCGGGCGGUCAAUUCAGGAUCUUGGGGCGAGGCGACGUUGAGCUUACCGUUAAACUCGCAAGCGGCGAGCUGAGACAUGUGCGAUAUAACGCAGUGCACACCCCAGACUUCGGAAUGAACCUAGUGUCGCUUCCGACCUUGGAUGCUCGGGGAAUGCGUGGUUCAUGGGGAAACGGGACCCUGGCCGUGAUGAAUGUCGAUGGCGUCACUGUGCUGGAUGGUCAGCUAGCGUCGAAGGCAAUCGGUGGUCGGAGACUAUACCGAGUAGACGUGGUCGACGGGAUGGACGCCAGAACACCAACCGUGGCGAUUGCGGGACGCGACCGGAAACAACCGACGUCACUGCAGAAUUGGCACCGCCGACUGGGACAUUCCGACGUCAAGACCAUCCAACGAAUGGAAUCUAAAGAGUUGGUCAGCGGUUUGGACGUUCUCGGAAAAGAGAUCGUGGGGAUGUGCCGAGACUGCAUCCUCGGCAAGCAGGACCGAAUGCCAUUUGACGAUGUGGUUACACAUGAAACCGAGCCGCUCGAGAGAGUCCACCUGGACCUGUGGGGAAAAGCUAGAACGCCGAGCUUCGGAAACGCAAUAUACUUGCUCUUGAUAUCAGACGGGGGAUCAGGCAUGAAGUUUCCGGUCUUCCUGACAAACAAACGGAAGGAGACAGUGCUACGAGCGUUCGCGGAAUGGUUGGUUGAGGCCGAGGUGCAGACCGAACGAAAGCUGAAGGUGGUCCGCGUUGAUCUUGGGAGCGAAUUCGACAACGAUGUUUUCACGGACUUCUGCCGCAACAGAGGGGUUGCCAUGGAAAGAGUACCUAAGGCAUCGUCAUCAGCACACGGCCAUGCGGAGCGGGGAAACCGGACAGUCAUAGCUGGCGCUCGGACGCAAUUGAUUGAAUCGGGACUCGACCCAAGAUUUUGGGCGGAGUCAAUGGCGGCACAUUGCUACGUUCGAAGCUUCGUACCAUCGGCAAGGCACCCAGAUUCGAUCCCAUGGAUGCGAUGGUUCCAGAAGAAGAAUGAGAACGGCGAACUGGUCAAACCAAAUAUAUCGCACCUUCGCGUAUGGGGAAGCACAUGCUGGGUCAAGGACCUCGACAACAGCGAAGGGAAGCUGGGCCGGCAAAGCUGGGAAGGUCGCAUGGUGGGGUACAUGGGCAGGCGGGGAUACCGCAUAUACGACCCACGCCGAAUGAGAGUCUUCGAAGUCCGGAACGUGAUCUUCGAGGAGGGCGAACCUCACCGAACACAGGCAAACCCUGGCCACGAGGAUGGCGAAGGCAUACUGAGUCAGGACAAGGAAUCAGAUCCCUCCCCGGAGCAUGACACCGAACGCGAUGAACGUCAAGUCGAAUCACAGAUGACCACGGAGGAACGCCAGGACCAGGGAACUCCAGACCUCACACCCCAAGCGACAGUGCCCGAGUUACCGAGGCGCAGCGGACGAGUGCCAAAACCCAGCCGGGCUAUCUUGGAGUCGCAAGUCUCAAAUCAAAUCGAGGAAGAGGCACGCAGAGCGGGGGAAGAUUGGGCGAAGGAUGCUGUCCGGCCCUGA
Mycena citricolor is the source of this 2790-nucleotide messenger RNA. The record is from the annotation of a GenBank genome assembly. NCBI's taxonomy places the organism in Eukaryota, Fungi, Basidiomycota, Agaricomycetes, Agaricales, Mycenaceae.